AGAGGGAGAGUCUGCGUUGCUAUUGAGAGCAUGGAUAAAUAUUAAGCAAGAUCGCAUUCGGAAACGGAAUAGUUAGGAACAAGCCUGGUUACAGAGGAGAUCUGAAAUUCAAAACCAGCUGUUACACACUGAUGUUUUAGCAAUGCGGAAGGAUAGCUGACUUUUCGAUAAGGUAUCGCAGCACUCAUCCGCGAAUAUCCAUAAUGGGGAAGCUACUUUCAGCAACACGUUCACUGGGACUGCGGUACGCCGUUGUUUUGCUUUACAUUUUAGCUGGCGGAGCAAUAUUCGUUGCCAUAGAAAACAAAAGCCUUGAGGACGAGAGAGAGCGAAUAGAAGUGGAAAUGAUGCAAAUCGCGUCGAAGAAGGAACUUUUGAGACAACAACUUUCAGCACAACUGAACGUGCCAGUGAACGUGAGCAUAUUUGAAAAUUUACAAGUGCGAUACUGUUAUGGUGUGAUUGUGCCAACAUGUGAUUCUACACGCAUUAUGACAAUAUUCUACGCCAUUUUUGGGAUCCCGCUUUUUCUCUAUGCCAUGGCAGCAGCUGGAGAGUUGAAAAAAGAGCUGUGCGACAGAAUUCUGCAGCUAAUUGAGACGAAAUUGCUUAAAACUCAUAGCAUACGUUAUAAACACGCAAAGGUGUUGGUUAUAACGCUAGUUUUUCUCAUGAUAGAGCUUAUGAUAGCUUCUGCAGCUGUUUAUCAAGAAGAAGACUGGUCGUUUUUCAUCGCAAUGUAUUUCUGGUUCAUAACCGCAAGUACCAUUGGAUUUGGUGACUACGUACUGAGUUUUAAUGGCAAUAACCAAGUGACAUCUGGGAUGAUGGUGGCAGUCAUACUUGUGACUUUGAUUCUAAUGAGUGAUCUGGGCUGUUUCUUCAGUACGAUUUCAGAGUUGUUGGAAGAGAGAGGCAAGAUUCCUGUCAAAAAUAAGUGUUCCUGUUUUGGGUUGGGAACAGAAAAAAACGAAAAUUCAGUGGAAGAGCCACCCCUAGAAAUGAAAAAAGUCGAGAGAAGCACUGGGUUUCAGAAUAACGGUAUAACUUUUUGAAAUAUAAAUCAGACCAGGGGGCAAAAAAGCAGAGAGGGGGAAAAAGAGCAAAGGUGACAAAAUCAGAGACACUAUGAAAUCAAUAGAGGCAGCACGAGCUGUACAUAAUUUUUAACAAUCAAACGAAUAGAAAUGUCGUUUCAAAUGAGACGCACUAAAUGGCAUAAUGCUGUUAUCACUCUGGGCACAUGCUAUACGCCUUGGGAACUUGGUGGCUAGGCCAUUCGGUUUCAUGAAACAUAUUCCUCGUAGAGACAAUUGCCUCAGCUGUCAUGCUUUAAAGACGCCUUUUUAUAUCAUUUGAGCAAUUCAUCUACUCAACAAAAA
Rhopilema esculentum is the source of this 1382-nucleotide messenger RNA. Lineage: Eukaryota; Metazoa; Cnidaria; Scyphozoa; Rhizostomeae; Rhizostomatidae. The record is from RefSeq and is a predicted model, not a curated record.